Messenger RNA from Penicilliopsis zonata CBS 506.65, 2139 nucleotides. RefSeq lists its product as hypothetical. Gene Ontology annotation, cellular component: lipid droplet. The record is from RefSeq and is a predicted model, not a curated record. NCBI's taxonomy places the organism in Eukaryota, Fungi, Ascomycota, Eurotiomycetes, Eurotiales, Aspergillaceae. Bases 157 to 2064 code for a protein of 635 amino acids. The transcript has 6 exons.
GGGGAAAAGGCGGUUCGUUUCCACUGGGCGAAAGAAGCUCCACGCCCAAAGCCAACUCCGCAGCGCCCGGCGGUGCCCAUCUCCAACUCCUGAGCGUCACUUGCACCACGACACGCCGUCGCGAGGAGCCUGGCUGCUCCAUCGUCAUCGCCCGCCAUGUCUGCGAAUUCACCAGAAGACACGAGAAAGCCCCUGGGCAUCGAUGUGCCCCGCGCCUCUGCUCUCGAGUCGCCGCCUGGCAUUGCGGCCCUGUUCGUGAUCCGCUUUGACAUCAAAGCUGGAUAUGUUAUUUCCUGGAAACGGUCCCUUUCUGAAGUGGACAUUGAAGGAGUGGUGGAAUACAAGUCGUUGCCCUCCGGUUUGCACAAUGUGACUGAGGAUAUCAUCUACUUUGUCCACGAACGAUUCGCCGGUAUCAGCGCUUUUGUCAACCGGCCGGCUGCCGAAUCCGAUCGCAAUGCGCUGAUGCUUGCUAUUGGUGUUCUGGUGCCGUUGAGCUCUGGCAGGCUGGGGAAGAGCUGGAGACAUGCGCCGAGAUUGAGGGAGUUGGUAGAGAAGUACGCUGAUGAUAUGUCGAAUCUCCAACCGCUGGAGAAAUACUGGGAGACAUAUCAGAUGCGUGGUGCAGAAUUGUCCGCGCCGCCCGAUUCGCCUCUGGAUUCCCCGAUCGGGUCUCGAUCGAAGCCGUACAGCGAGCGACCUCAAAGCCUGCGUCGCAAUCGCGCCAUUAGCGAUGCGAUAGUGCUGGAGCCGGCGAGGCCGGCUUUGACGCCAUUUCAUCCCGCUUCAUCGCUUCCUGACUUUGUUAACUCGUUCGGCCCCUUGGUCUUCCCUCUGUACCGAGCUGCCCUGCUACGGAAAAGAGUCCUUUUCAUGGCCGAGGCCCCGGUCCAAGCACCGUGUAAUUAUGUAUACGAUCUGUCCUUAUUAGCGUCUCUACCUCAAACACUUCUUCCUCUAUUACCAUCCAAUCUCUUACCACCCCUUCGUCCGCGGCCGCUUUUCAACGUUGGCAUCCAUGAUAUUCCCUACCUGUCUACGUUUAUCGAUGCAAAGACCAGCCCGGACCAGCAUCCUAGUUGGAUCGCAUGCACCACGGACAACAUCAUGAGCAUGAAAUCCGAGCUUUAUGAUGUCCUAGUCACACUCCCUCCACUCUAUUCGAAGAACGCCCCAGAUAGGGUGUAUCCAACGAUAAUCAUCCAGCAUGACCGCAAAGACAGAGCCGUGUCGAAAAGCCAAAACAUGGAAGCGAUCAGUUUGAAAGCUACUCAGCGAGACGCUCGCCGCUACGCCACCCUUCGCAAAGGUCUGCGUUAUCUGUCUCUGGAACGCAGCAGCUCUCAAUCCUCCGAAGCGGAAGAUGGCGACUCCGAUGCCGCCUCCACCUUCUCCUCAAGCUCUAUCGUUGAGCCUUUAUCCUGGACGCGGUUGGCGUACACCUCUUUCAUCUGGUGGGCAUCAGCCGGCGAAAAACGGGACGGACUAGCAGAAGAGGAAGAAGAGCAGGCGGAACAAGACACACGGCUCCUCGACAGUAUAGACAGUCCUCCGCUUUAUCACGGUGCACCUCUCCCACGUCGAGGUACCUCCCUCGACGACCCUACCCAACAACCACCGGAAGUCGCGCUGGUCGCAUACUUCCGCCGCUGGACGACUCAGAUCUUCGUGACCCUCGCCGACGCGAUUGCCCGACAUGACGGGGAUGAGGAGGAUGCUGACCCUGCUAUUACUCCGGAGCCAUACGAAGAUGAACCGGACGAGACCCAAGAUGGAGAUGAUGGCGAUGACGACCCAGCUACGUUCGCCCCGCCGGAAGAAGGAACAGACACCGUGCCCCUCUUAGAAAGGCAAACACCGGAGCAAGCCGAGCUAGAACAAAGCGAAAACCUCAACGACAACGAUCCCGUCAAGAUCACAACCGCCGACAUGACGGAUAUGGGCCUCGACAUCUGGAGUGCGACGGAUCGGGUCUUCGUCGAGCAGCUCGUUCUUCUAUGGUGGGGGCGCAGGGCGUACGUGGACGGGGCCCGGAUCAGAUGCUGUGGUAUUCCUAUUCUUUGAAAGAAGUAAAAAAAAUUGUACAAGUUCGCAAUCGCAUGACAGUCAUAUCAUGUAUGGUGGCUGGUGGUCUGGUCC